GGGCCGGCAACGCCCCGCGCCCGGGCGGACGGUCCGAUUGGCCGGUUCGCCGCCUGAACCGGCCAAUAGGGGGAUGCGAUGCCGGGGCCCGCCUAGCCCGUGGGUGCGGUGGUUCCUGUUCCGCUCGGGCGGUUUGAACGGCCGUGAGGGCGGCAACGCGACCGCAGGUGUUGAGUCCUCUGAUCUGCAUGAAACAUUAAAUUAUUUGGAAGCAUCACCUUUAGUUAAAAACAAAGCCAGAAUUGCAGAAACCUGAGCACAGCUUAAUUAGUUCAAAAUUGAGAAGGAGAGCAACCAUGACUAACUUUAUGCAGAAUGUCAUCAGAUGAGGAGAAAAGCACAAGCCCAGUUUUACCAAAAGACUCUGUUCCGGACAGUUCUCUUUCUUCAGAUCUUCAGGACGAAUAUGAAGAGCCACUUCAUUAUACUGUAGUGACUCCAAAGUUUGCACAGGAUUUAUCAAAGUGGACAGAACCUGCCUCAGAACUGAGACCAGCUGACAGAUCUGCAAGGGCAACAAAUGAUGCCAGUCACAGUAAGACUCCAGUGAGGCAGAGUUUUGAGGCCAAUAUGGAACAAGGUAUUCUUUCAGAAGCGACUUCUUCACAAGGGUCCACACAUGGUCCAAGAGAAGUCAGUGAAACCAUAAUGACUGAAUUAACUUUACAAGAUGAAAAGCUCAAUCAAAUAGAAAAUAUACUUGAUCUCUGGACUGGCAGUCUUAAGACAAACAUUCUGACAGAAUUGAGAAAUUGGAAACUUAGUUUGAUUCAACAUCACAAGCUUCAAAUGAAACAAGAAAAAGAGAAAUAUGCUGCACAUGUGAAACAACUGUGCAAUGAGAUGGAAAACCUGAAGGAGUUACUACAUACUUAUGAAAUUUCUAUUGCUAGGAAAGAUGAGGUAAUUACUAACUUGACCCAAGCAAUAGAAAAGGAAAAGGAGAGAGUAGAGUUGAUGAGAAAGUUUACGCUGUGGCGGAUUCAGCAUGUUAAAGCAAGUCAAGAGGAAUAUGCAAAUAGAAUAGCAGACAAACAAUUUCGGACAACUUUGAUGAAGAAAGUGUGGGCAGCGUGGCGCUCUCUUAGUGAAGAAAAGUGGAAAGAUAAAGUAGCAAGAGCUUGUCAGUUGAGGGCAGAAGAUGUCUGUGUUCAACUCACCAAUGAUUAUGAAGCCAAAAUUGCAGAGCUAACUGCUAAUUUGGAACGGACAAAAGCUGAGAUUCUGCGACUGCACAGUGAAAGGGAUCAGUAUGAAGACACCAUGAAGAAAGCCUUUAUGCGUGGUGUAUGUGCUUUGAAUCUGGAAGCAAUGACCAUGUUUCAGGGCAAGGACAGUAGACCAGAUCCUGAUAUAGGAAGUAGGAGAAAUGAUAAUGGUACCACUGUUGCAGGAAGGCUACCUCCUUCACAGUAUAAUCCACCCUCACCACCACCUCCACCGGCAACUACUCUUCAGCUGGAAGGCAUGUUUUCUAGCCACUUUAGUCAUGCAAGCACUUCUCAGACCAGGCUAGAUUCUGAUUCUCCAGUAAUCAUCACUAGCACAGCAACAGGAUCUGGUGUGACAUCAACUCAGAAACUGCCCAUGGCAAAAGUGAUAACAUCUGCUCAACAGAAAGCAGGAAGAACAAUCACUGCUCGUAUCACAGGCAGAGCUGAUAUGGGACAAAAAUCCAGAACUUCUGGGAGUUUAGCAGUGAUGGGAGUUGCUCCACCCAUGAGUUCAGUCAUUGUUGAGAAACAUCAUCCAGUCACUCAGCAAACUGUAUCGCAAGCCACUGCUGCCAAAUAUCCUCGAACUGUGCUCCAUUCUUCUGGUUCUACUGCUGCGAGACCUGCAGGACAAGCUGGGCGAAUGCUUCAGGGCCAGACCCAUAGCAGUGUUCAGUCAAUAAAAGUUGUUGACUGAGUGAAUAUCUUUAUCACCAGUGGGGGUUUUUGUCAAGCCUAACCCUGCAGCAAGGGCAGAGUCCCAGAGAGGAAGAAUGUCCUCCAGCCCUGCCACAGUCACACCAUCCUAGCACCAGCGGAGAUGUCGGCACCACACUGCAGUCUCCCGGAGGGCCGUGUAAUGUGCUCUGUGUCAACUUACCAGCUAAAGGCUGAAAUCCUGCUGCCACCAGAUCUUCAUAUAGACGUUUGACAGGAUUCUGAUGAGCCAGCAGCAUGCCGUGUAACCAGAUGAGCAACAUUCUGUUUCCAUGUUCCUUGUAACUUUUUUUCCCUAUGCAAUACACAAAGUACUUUUUCAA
Molecule: messenger RNA, 2254 nt
Organism: Empidonax traillii (willow flycatcher)
Lineage: Eukaryota; Metazoa; Chordata; Aves; Passeriformes; Tyrannidae
Gene: POC5
Product: POC5 centriolar protein
Exons: 14
Coding region: 316-1911 (531 amino acids)
Cellular component (GO): centrosome
Source: RefSeq, a predicted model, not a curated record